AGAGCUUCACCUAUCCAACAGACACGUUGCUUCCGACGCAGAAAUUGGAGAUUGGAGGCGUCAUCUCCUCUCGCAAAUCGCAAGGUAACUUCUCAAUUGGAAGAUUUCAAUUUCGUUUGCUUGGAGAUGGAAAUGCUGUUUUAAACACUAUGAGUUCGCCCCCUAGCUAUUCAUAUGAUGCAUAUUAUAUUAGCAACACUGCUGACCCUGCGAGCACACAGAAUUCUGGUAACGAAGUGAUUUUUGAUGAACAUGGAUUCCUGUAUGUGCUGAAAAAUAGUGGAGCCAAAGUUAACAUUACAGAGUUGAUUGGUAACCCUGCGGAGGCUUUUUAUUACAAAGCCACCAUUAAUUUUGAUGGAGUUUUGACUGUAAGUUCUUACCCCAAGGGCCCUGGAGUUGCCAAUGGAAGCUGGAGAGACCUGUAUGUAUUACCUGAAAAUAUCUGUACUUCCAUUCUACAUGAAGAAAUGUUUGGCUCUGGAAUUUGUGGAUACAACAGUAUUUGCUCACUUAAAUCUAAUGGAAGGCCAAGUUGUAAUUGUCCACUGGGAUAUUCUUUGAUUGACCCAAAUGAUGAGUAUGGUAACUGUAAACCAGAUAUCACACCAAGUUGUGAAGAAGAAGAAGGUGGUCACAAUUCCAACCAUAGCCUGUAUGAAAUGGUAGAUAUUCAAAAUACUAACUGGCCGAUGCAUGAUUAUGAGCGUUUUCUGACUUCAAACGAUCAAGAGUGUAGAAAUUCUUGCCUGGAAGAUUGCCUUUGUGUGUUAGUUGUGUUUGGAGCACGCAAUGAUUGCUGGAAGAAAAGGCUACCACUCUCCAACGGGAGACGGGAUGCAAGUAUUAAGUCCAUUUCUUCCCUUAAAUUGAGGAAAAAUGUCUCACUUGAGAGUUUCCCUGAUGUUGAUGUUGCUGUCCGUAGAGCACAAAAGAAGCAAACCACAAUUAUUGUUGUCAUGUCUGCACUCUUUGGUAGCUCUGUGCUUGUCAGCUUCAUAUUGUUUGGUUGCAAAUGCUUAAGUUUCUUUGCCUUGAAAAAGGAGAUAUUAGUUGGAACUUGCACGAAGAAUGUCGCUUUGGAAUGUAAUUUAAUCCAGUUUGCUUACAAAGAUCUUUACAAAGCAACAGAUGGUUUCAAGGAAGAACUAGGAAGG
Messenger RNA from Momordica charantia (bitter melon), 1157 nucleotides. NCBI's taxonomy places the organism in Eukaryota, Viridiplantae, Streptophyta, Magnoliopsida, Cucurbitales, Cucurbitaceae. The record is from RefSeq and is a predicted model, not a curated record.